This is a messenger RNA of Erythranthe guttata (spotted monkey flower), 502 nucleotides long. RefSeq lists its product as uncharacterized. The record is from RefSeq and is a predicted model, not a curated record. NCBI's taxonomy places the organism in Eukaryota, Viridiplantae, Streptophyta, Magnoliopsida, Lamiales, Phrymaceae.
UCCCCGACCAUCUUCUCUAAAAGUUGUAAUCAACGGACCAAAAUUUUCAUUUGUUGGUAACAAAGAAAAUAAUGUCGACGGCAUGGGGUGCGUUCUGGGGAACCAGGGUAAUGGAGAUAGUGAAGAAACACGAUUCCGGUGGUCUUGUCUGGAAAAGAAUUAAGCUCACCCCUACCCGCAAAGCCAAUGCCAAGAAACGCCUCCGUCGCGUUUGGCAGAACGAGGCUGUUUUGAGGGCCUGCUCCGAGCCGUCGCCCACAGAAACGUUGCAUGCUCAAGCUGAAAAAAUUGCUGCCAGCGAGAAAUGAGUAAGCAAAUAAAUCAACCCUCUGUUAGACUUUCCGACUAGGCACAAAGAAAUUGCGAAAACAUUAUGCGUAAAGUGUACUGCUAUCUUUAUUUGAAAUUUUCGACUUGCUUUGUAGACUUUUCCAUUCGCUUUCAUGCACGAUAAAGAAAAUUUAGCUUUGCAUAUGCGGUUUAUUUUUAUUUUAUAUUUUUU